Messenger RNA from Belonocnema kinseyi, 4265 nucleotides. It is a transcript of the gene Rubicon, whose product is annotated as run domain Beclin-1-interacting and cysteine-rich domain-containing protein. The transcript is spliced from 13 exons. Gene Ontology annotation, molecular function: phosphatidylinositol phosphate binding. The record is from RefSeq and is a predicted model, not a curated record. Bases 333 to 3179 code for a protein of 948 amino acids. Lineage: Eukaryota; Metazoa; Arthropoda; Insecta; Hymenoptera; Cynipidae. Gene Ontology annotation, cellular component: intracellular membrane-bounded organelle.
AUGCACUACAAAAUUUGCUCCGAUAUCUCUAGAAAUGAAUCAUGAAUAUUUACUUUAAUUACGAAGAGUUUUUUCUCAGGGGCGUCAAUAGUAGUAAAUACAAUAAAAUUCAUGUUGGAUGAAAUCGGAGAACCGGAAUAAAGAGAGCAAAGUUCUCGUGCGGCUUUGUUUACAACAUGCGAAUGCUUUGCGUAGCAUUGGUGCAUUGAUAGAAAGUGACAACUGACACGGAGCUAAUGACAGCAGUCAUGGUAGAAUCAGCUGUUUCAGAAUGUUGCUCCAAUAAUUGUUUGUGUAUACCCUAAUUUCCAGUUUCACUUUGUGGAUCCAGAAUGGGCGAUAAUAUUCGAGUCAAGGAGCAGUGGCAACUCCUUCAAAAUCUCAGAUCUACAGUGGAAGGGCUCUUAAAUAAUGGACUUUCAAACGUGUGGAAUGUUUAUGGAGGGCUCAAUCGAUUACAUAAUGUAAUGGAACAUAUAUUUAAGCAUGGAUGCAGAAUUUUUGACCCUACUGGUGAGCCCGAUUGUUGGAUUUUUAUCCAAGGUUUGAAUUGGCUUCAACCAUCUUUAGCUACCUCGCCAGUUAUUCGAGAAUGCGAUGAUUAUUUCUCAAAUUUACCUCCUAGAAUAGCAUCUCGGAAAGAUAUGUUGUGGCUCUACACAAGUUUAGAGAACCAUUCGCUCUCUCAAAAGUUGUCUUGGCUUUUAUCGGAUAAAGAACAUCUGCUUUCUUGCUUGGAACCGUGGGCGUUCUUGUGUCAAGAAACGUUAGCAGAAGCAACACUCAUAUGUUUAAAAGCAGUCGAAAAAAAUCAGCCUGCCCUUCUGACUGACAUUGAUCCUUGCUUGUUCUUACCUAACUGGAAUUGCGGUACAAACAGUCCAAAGAAGUUUCAUCGGCGUUCCUCUUCUUAUCCGGUAAACUUGAGAAGCGCGAAGCAAGAAAUGACAUUUCAAAAAUCGAAAGUUGCUUGUCAAAAAUGUAGCUCUGCCCUCUCAUCAUCUAUUUUUCACGAUUCUGCCUACUCGAAGAAAGUAUUUCCUGUAGAAAAGCAGGAGCCAACGAAAGAAGAAAUUGUAAAAAACGCAAGGAGUCGAACUAUUUUAAGAACGUGGAGCAGUUUUCCUGAUUUGAACAAAAAAUAUGGAUGUUUGCAGGGAAGAAGUACUUCGACUGAAACUGUGGCUUUUAAAAAAGCAGAGAAAAAAAUGUCCGCGCAUUCUAGGAAGCUCGAAUUGUCCUCAGUUAUCAGAGUUGAUUACUCUGAAGUCAAAGACGGAAUUCAGUCACCAGAGAGAAAGUCACCAAAGCCCAAAAGUUUUUCGCGGAAGGGGCGAAUUAAAAAAAAAGUUGCUCAAAAUUCUCAUGUGCCAAAGAAGUACAGCAGUGGAAGCUCGGAUACUUUGAAUUACGAAGAUUCUAUGAGAGCUGCUGCGAAUGAGCGACUCGCCUUUGGCAGACAGUCGAGUAUCGAGUCCUCAGUUACAGACUCUGUGCAAAUAGAAAUGCCGAUUUCUCCGAAAAGGAAAUCCUCUUUUCUGGCAGGCUCUGCUCCGGAGUUCGCGGCCCCUUGGAGUUUGGAAGUUGAAGGUCAAAAAGAUAUUAGAACUCCGAAAAAGAGCUUUAUGGAGGAUGGAGGAAGUAGCGUCCAACCGAUGGCAACUGGAUAUUUCCCUCGUCCUUUGAAAGGGCAAAGCAUCAUGAGCUUCCUGUCUUCUGCUCAGUUUUCGAGGGCGAAUGCGGAAUUGGACAGGGAAAAUGCUCAUUUUAGUAUUUCUGAGGCUAUGAUUUCUGCCAUUGAACAGGUCAAAUGUAAUAGACAACUGAAUUUGUUUGAAGAAUCCGUGGAGGAAAGUGACGAGGAGAUAAAUCAUUUGAAGCAGAGGAUUCGGUUUAGACGCCGACAAAGACAGGAAGAAAAAAGAAAAGGUGAAGCGUUUGUGCGCGAUCUUUUGAGUGACGGAAAGACUGAUACAACCACGACAGAUCAGAGUAUAAGCUCUCUAUCUACUUCUCCUGAAUGUCCAUCAGACAGUAUUUCUACGGAUGUAGAUGAAUCGGAAAUUGAUGACACGCGAAAUAUUUCGCAACUUGGACACUCUGGAAAUUCAGAUUCAGCACUUUCGUUGGAUGCGGAAUAUUUAUUUGGCUCGUCUCCGAGGAUAGGAACGGAGUCGAAUUUGACUGAUAGUACAAUUUCAGCAGAAGGAGUGGCCUUGUCUCUUAUUAGUAGGUUUAGUCAAAAGCAUUUGCCACGAGCGAGUGAAUUAAAGUGGCUUGUGUCAGAGCAAGAUGCACCUCAACAGUUGCUGCCUUUGCCAAAAAAUUGGUCGAUGAGCUUGGAUGAAAUGGAAGUGAAUCAAGUGAUAGACUCGUGUCAACCAAUCCCACUUCGAGGAACUAUAGAAUGGGCUCCACCCAGGCCACAAAUUAUUUUUACACAACAUCUACCACCAGUGAGAAGAACUUUAAUAGCAAAACAGAACUACAGAUGUGCUGGUUGUGGAAUGAAAGUAGCGGUGGAAUACGCAAAUAGAUUUCGCUAUUGUGAAUAUUUAGGAAGAUAUUUUUGUACUGGUUGCCAUGCGAAUCAAGUGGCUUUGAUACCUGGAAGAAUACUUUCAAAAUGGGAUUUCAAUAGGUAUCCAGUCUCGAACUUUUCCUAUCGACUUUUGGAACAAAUGACAAUAGAUCCGCUUUUCCACGUAAAAGAUUUAAAUCCAUUGUUGUAUAGGCGGGUGAGACAGUUGGAACGAACCAGAAUACUUCGAACUCAGUUAUUUUUCUUUAAGGAUUUCCUUUUCACUUGCCGCUUCGCGACGAGUUUGCAGGAAUCGCUGAAGAAAGAACCGAACCAUUUAUUGAACGAUCCUCAUGUUUAUUCCAUACAAGAUUUCGCCAAUGUAAAACUUGGAGUUCUUCCUAUGGGAUUACAGAAAUUGAUUGAAGAUUGUUACGCACACGUGGCAGAGUGCAUGUUGUGCGAGGCUCGUGGUUUCAUGUGCGAAUUCUGUUGCUCCAAAGACGUAAUUUAUCCAUGGGAACUGAACAAAGUCACGAGGUGCGAGGCAUGUGGAGCAUGCUUUCAUAUUAAUUGUAGAAACGAAUCUGCCUCGAAAGAAUGUAAAAGAUGCAUCCGAAUGCAGGCAAGAUGCUCAUCUAAAGAAGAGCCUUUUUGACCCAGGUUCUACAAUAUUUAUAUAUCAAUUCACGUAUAAUUAAAAUUCACAAAGAGAAAAGAUUGAAAAUUUAGAGGUAGGAAGAUGAUAGCGUUAAUGUGCGGGUGCCGGACAACUAUCUCAGACUAGACAAAUUUUCCCUACUGCGGGUGAGUAGUUUAUGAACUAGAGUGAAUUAGUUACUCUAUUUUCAAUGUAAUAAGAGAAAAAUAUUUGAAUCUUAUAUUUUUCAAAGGUAGAAUUCUGACAGUAUAAUUAUUAUUGCACAGCAUUGUAUUGACCGCGGAAUCUAGAGUAUAAGAAUUCGACAAAUACUCGUAAGCCUAAUUUAUUUAUUAGUUAAUAAUCAUUAAAGGCACAAUCACUAUCUUUAAACGUAAAUUAUUACUGCCUAGGCUUCGUGUUUUUACUGAUUUCGUAAUUUUCUCAUGGACACUAGAUACGUAGUAAGAUUGUAAGUAAAAAGUGAUAUUCGUUACAAAAAUUUUAAGACUGGAACAACAUGUAGACUUGAAGAGCCUUGAAUAGAGUUGUUGAAGCUAGGGAAAUUGAAUUGAAUAUUCUGUAAUUUCUUUUUUAAAAAAACUGCAACUUUUAUAGAAUUAUGUGACAUGUAGUUUAAAAAGUAAUUCAAAAUAAUGUAGGGAAGUUGAACGCUUUUAGACAUAAUUCAAGGUGUCUAUGUAAAAUAUUCAAGUACACUUUUUCUACAGAUUAAAGAGAGGCCAACAAUAUAUUGUGUUUUGUAUGAAAGAGAAGCACUAAUAAUUUAUCAUAUUUGAUUAGAAUAUAUAAUACACAAUUUAAAUGUCUUUUUAAAUAUUUAAAUUAUUUACCGUCCUUUAAUAGUGAAAAAUAUAUUUUAUACGCGAAAUUUUUAUUUAUUUAAAUUAUUAAUGUUUUCAUUAUUAUUAAAGAGAAUAGAUUAAUAAUUAGAAACAGUAGAAAUUCGCACAUACCUUAAUAAUAGAUUGAACAAUGGAGCAAAGUUAGUUUUUAAGUAAAUCUUUAAAGUGCGCUAUUUAUUUUGUAAAAAAAGAAAUGGGUUAUCGACAAAGUGUACAAAUAUUAGAUACGAAAAUAAAG